Molecule: messenger RNA, 1422 nt
Organism: Epithele typhae
Lineage: Eukaryota; Fungi; Basidiomycota; Agaricomycetes; Polyporales; Epitheliaceae
Exons: 6
Coding region: 1-1422 (473 amino acids)
Source: RefSeq, a predicted model, not a curated record
AUGCCUGCAUACUCCGGUGUGUCCAACGAGUACUGCAGAAGCACCAGCGAGGCCCCCACCGACGCGAUCGAUGUCGAUCCCCUGGCUCCAUCGAACGGCCCAACGACGAAGGACGACGCACAGCCCACGGUUCCGGUCUCUCUCGACGACCGCGAAGUCGAUGUCCCUGUCGUCGGCUCCACCCCGAACUCCAUGGAUGUCGACGCUCCCGUCCGUGCUCGCCGCGCGCACUUCCUCCCGUCUUCCUCCGCCAACGCCAACAUUCUGCGGGAGGCCUUCCAAACCUCCGGUGGCCGCCCCCCGUCUGACGGCACGACGGACGUCGCAGAGGUAGUGCCCUACCCGCACAGGCCGCACUCGGACUCGUCGCCGCUGUUGCUAUUGACGUACGCCUCCGAGCCGACCCAGCGUGUGAUCCAGGACAUGCGCAAGCAGCGGAUGAGCCUCUGCUGGAGCCUCUUUGCUCACCACGCGAUCACCCAGGGCUCUUCGAUGGUUCAAGUCGACGAGGAGAAGCGGCACGGCAGGCGAAGCAACGCGCGCGCGCAUCCACAUUCGCAUCCUCAUGGGACCGUCUCCUCCAGCCCCUCACGGCCGCAGCCCAUGGCCCGCCCUCACCGCCCGGAUUCAACCUGGGCACGCGCAACGCAACGCGCCCUCCACCGCCUCACAUCGCCGUUUGCGCCCAACGCAGCGGAUCCCGCGCACUCCGCGAACCCGGCGCUGAGUCACAAGCCGCUACAAUCGUGCCACGCCCUCCUCAACGAUCUGUUCCUGCUUGCGUCCUCCUGCCCUAUCCGCACGCUCUACAUCAAGGGACCAACUUUCAUCGUCAAAGCCAUUCGGGCCUGUGCACCUCUCCCUCGAAUAUUCGACGUUGGCGUUAUGGCGCGGGGCAUCGUCCGCGUCAUGGGCCGCGCCUGCACUCUGCAGAUCGAGUGCCUAGAAGCGACUCUCAUCGCCGGCUACCACGCGGCCACUCCCGCGGACGUCGACACCCCUGCAAUCGUCGACGGCCUCGUCGCCGCCGUCGGGAGCCUCCCCGCGCUCCGGGUGCUCGCCGUCAGCGUCUUGUGCCAUCUCCUCGCGGACCCCCCAUGCGCGGCCGAGGCGUUCAUGCGCGCCCUCGACCUGGACGCGUUCGCGCACCGGCUGUGCGUCGUAUGCCCCACCCUGCAGACGGUCUUCGUUCUGCUCAGCGGGGUACGCGGGCGCGCGAACGAGCGUAUGCAGCUUGGACCGCAGUGCACGGAGUUUGAUCUGUAUGCGGAUAGGAAGGACAAACCCGGACACCGGGGUACGGAGGCGGUGGGGGACGAAAUUUCUGCAGAACCAUGCGACGUGGAGCGUGAGGCUGGGGAGGUUUCCAGCGAGGGUGCUGUGCAGGAUGAGUUGCGGUCCUCACGAGGGUGGGGACGGUGA